AUGAAGUUGAGUGGGAAAGGACUGUGCACCAUCGUAUCCGGCUGCCUGCUCUUCGUCUGUGCCAUAAGCGCCGUUGUCGUCGGUUUCAAAUGCAUCGCUCUGGGCUCCAAAGUCAGAGCGCAUUUCCACCUUGGAACCGCGGCCGGUGCUUUCUACUCGGGAAUACUAGUGGGACUUGGGCAAGUGAUCCUAGGGUUGGCACUGGUCUGCUGCAAGGGGAAGCGGAAUUUCUUUCUCGUGGGGAUUCUGGUGUUCUUGCUGGGAGUUCUCACCGCCUUCUCCGGCGCUGUGCUGGACGGCGACGCGGUCUCGCUGGUGGAGCGGAAAUACUCCCACUACUGCCUCGACUUGGUGGAUAUAAACCCCUUCUGCGAGCAGCUCAAGACUUAUCAGAGGGGACUUGUGGUGUCCACCAUCCUGAACACAUUGGAAUGUAUUCUGGGGCUUAUGAACUUAGUGAUCAUUAAGCGGUACAAGGCGGCACAGUUUUACAGAAGGAGGCACUCGCAGCGACAAGGAACAGGGCCAUUCAUUUUCAGCGAGGAGCGAGACUUUUCAGCUGCGGAAUUUCAACCGGUGUCUUACAUUAACCUGGGGGUAUUUCACGUCUUUGACGAGGCUGGAGUUGAGGUACACUGUGGGGGCCAUCCGUCCAUCGAGCUACCGGGCUACUCGCCCACGGAUCCGGAUCUCAACCAUUCUUACCCUUUCUCGUACCCUCUCCCGAACGAGUUGCCCCCUGCGUACGAGGACAUUUUCCCUGGAGAAGCAAGUAACAAGUAGCAACUGUUUUAACGGCUUAGAAAAGUUAAAACAUGGGCUCUAAAUUCUGCAGUGACAAUCAGUGUUCCCCCUUGAACGUCAGAUGUAGUUGGGUUCAAACUGGGACAAACAUGAAGAGUGUUAUUGUUAAUUCACUACCAGUGCAGAACUCUGUUCAUGGUUUUAUUUAUUUGGGUAAGUCCGUUACCAAAUGCAAUGCUGCCAACGAACUACCUGGCUGAGAUAAAUGAAAAUAGGGAUGAUAACAUAAAGAAAAUUACAAAUGAGCUACAGCGUAAGAUUCUAAAAGAAUUUUAAAAUAUAUGCGACGCAAUUGUUAUUUUCAAUCCAAUUGUAUGAUCAUCUUAUGCCCAUGUCCUUCAUUGAUGUCAUUUUAUUGUUUUCCUCCACAUUGCCUACGUUCUGCAUAUAGUAUGAAUAAAGAUAUUUAC
This is a messenger RNA of Engraulis encrasicolus (European anchovy), 1214 nucleotides long. RefSeq names its product transmembrane protein 271-like. The record is from RefSeq and is a predicted model, not a curated record. Lineage: Eukaryota; Metazoa; Chordata; Actinopteri; Clupeiformes; Engraulidae.